UUAGCCCCCUACUUGCUGGCCCUGGUGAGAAAGGCCUGACGCUGUGAUCUGGUUUAUGUCCGCCUCCAUUUUGGAAUCCGAGGGGUUUUUUCUCUGAUAGUUUUGCCCUGGUCCACAGAGGGAAGCAUUCCUAGCAAGGCUAGAAGGACAUCAGAGUGGGACAAUAUUAGAGUCACAAGGACCUCUUCCAGAGAGAGGGUAGCUUCUUGAAACCCAGCCCAUCGAUGAGGCCUUAGAAACUGCCCCAUCAUGGCCCUCAAAAGGUUCGACUUCUAUAUCGUCACUAUGUGUGGAAGGCAUACGUAGGGCCUGCAUAAAUCCAAAUCAAUCAAAGGGGCUCCCACUGCUGAGAUGGGCAAGUAGGCUUGAGCUCUCGCCACCAACAAGAAUCUUUUUUAAAAAAAAUUAUUUAUUUUCAUUCUAGCUGUUGUGGGACCCCACCCCCGUGCCCCCUCUGGGUCACCCUUCCACAGUUCCUCAUCCCAUUCCUCCCGCCUUGCCUACAAAAGGGAACUCUCUCUCUCUCUCUCUCUCUCUCACACACACACACACACACACACACACCCACACACACACCCACACACACACACACACACACACCCACACCCACACACCCACACACACACACACACACACACACACACACCCACACCCACACACCCACACACACACACACACACACACACACACACACACACACACACACACACAUACACUAGAUAUUCCUCUUCCGUGAAGCCACUUUUCUUAAAUUAACUACUUACUGCAAAGGAAAAAUUAAUUUCUCCCAGGAAGUUUCCCUGAGUAUCCAAACCAGCUCACAUGCCUGGCAGUAGAUGGCCACACAAAACAAGCUUGGAGACCACUCUCUAUAAACUUUCUUUGGCCACUUAUUGGAAAACAAAUUAGAAUGUCCCACAGGCAGAAGCAUGAUCAAGGCCUUGAGGGCCAGCUAGGAGAGGAGGUUCCUGCAGCUAAAGAGGUAUCUGCUGCUGAGGAGUCCCAGGACACCUCCUCAUCCUCUGCUUCCGUCCAAGCCACUGCACCAAGCAAAGCAAGUAAAGUUUCUGGUGAUCAAGCAGCGGGAGGUCAAAGUACCUCAAAGGCCUACCUAUACUCCAAGUUUUUGCUCAACAGUAACCUUCAGAAGAAGGUUACUGAUUUGGUGAAGUUUCUGAGUUUCAAGUAUAUAACAAAUGAGCCUGUCACAGAAGCAGAAAUUCAGAAGCAUGUUGUUAAGGAGUACAAAGGCUACUAUGCAUUGAUCUUCAGGCAUGCCUGUGAAUGCAUGGAAGUGGUCUUUGGCAUUGAGGUAAAGGAAGUGGAUUCCUUGAAUCACACUUACAAGCUCCUGAAAAUCCUUGACCUCACUUAUGAUGGGCGCAUCAGCAAUGAAGAGGGGAUACCGAAGACCGGCCUCCUGGUGCUGAUCCUUGGUGUAAUCUUCAUGGAAGGCAACCGUGCCUCUGAGAAAAAGAUCUGGGAUGUGCUCAGUGUCGUUGGUAUGUAUCCUGACCGGCACGAUUUUAUAUGCGGGGAUCCCAGAAAGUUCAUCACUGAAGAUUUGGUGUUAGAGAAUUACCUGGUGUACCAGCCUAUACCCAACAGUGAUCCUACAAGCUAUGAGUUCCUGUGGGGCCCAAGAGCCCAAGCUGAAACAAGCAAAAUGAAAGUCCUGCAGUUUUUCUCCAAGGUUGCUGGGAGUAGCCCUACUUCCUUCACUGCUUUAUAUAAGGAAGCUCUGAAAGAUGAAGAGGAGAGAGCCCGGGCUCUCCUUGCAUCCACAGCCAUAUCUACUGCUGCGGAUAAUUUGGGUUCUGGGGAGAAGCCCAGCAGUGUCUCCCACCCUGAGUAAAUUAGGCUGGUUUUUCAUACCAUGUUUAAAGAGAGCAAUCAAGCCUUCAAGCACAAGAUAUUUCAGUUUCUUCUUACUUUCUGUACAGUUUCAGAUGUUUCACUUUAAAAUGUUUAUUAGCUUCAGUCUAGACUCAUUCGGUGUAUUACUCAUGCAUGUAUUGCUGUAUUUCAGAAUAAGAGCCUUGUUAUUGUUAAAAACGAAUUGAGAACAUUUUCAGCCUUGAGACCUAGAGGAAGAUCAAAUAGCAUUGUGACUAAGUUUUUCUUAGAAAUUGGAAUCUUGUUAAAUAGUAUCUGUAACUGCAAGAAAGAUGUAAAAAAAAACUUGGUUGAUGCUGGAAUUCCUGUAUUCUGUUAAUCUGCAUUGUAAAACUAAAGAUGUACACCUCACACACUUGGUUUAGUCAAGACUGCAUUAGAAAUUAAAGCUUAAUAAACUGUACUGACUUGUUUUCUCAGCAAAAA
Rattus norvegicus (Norway rat) is the source of this 2322-nucleotide messenger RNA. The record is from RefSeq and is a predicted model, not a curated record. NCBI's taxonomy places the organism in Eukaryota, Metazoa, Chordata, Mammalia, Rodentia, Muridae.